AGUUUUCAAAUACCUGUUCCCUCCCUCUUUCUCUCUCUCUCCCCCUCUCUGCAUGUAAAAAGGCUGUUUGCAAGUGAAAGUUUUAAAUGGUUGCGUGAAGAGCAAGCCUGGUAUAUUUGUUGGUGGUGUAGUUGUUGUCAUUGUUUUCUGUUCAGAAUAUCUUAACCUGGUUUCUUUUCUCGAAAUGGGCAAGAAAGAUCAGAGAGAUCAGAAAGGGAACGAGAGACUUGAAGCUGUUCUUGAUCUUCUCAGGAAACAGUCUCCUCUCUCUGUCAAGCAGGAGAAGUUCUGCAACAACGCUUGUGUUGAGAGGUUUCUGAGAGCAAAAGGUGAUAAUGUGAAGAAGGCUGCUAAGCUGUUGAGGGCUUGCCUUUCUUGGAGAGAGAGCUUAGGCAUUGAGAGCUUGAUAGCAGAUGAGUUCUCUACCGAACUUGCUGAAGGAGUUGCUUACGUCGCUGGUCACGACGAAGAAUCCAGACCUGUUUUGAUUUUUCGUAUCAAGCAAGAUUACCAGAAGUUUCAUUCACAGAAACUAUUUACUCGGUUGCUGGUGUUUACGCUGGAGGUGGCGGUAGGGACCAUGCCAAAAAACGUCGAGCAGUUCGUUUUACUUUUUGACGCAAGCUUUUUCAGAUCAGCAUCGGCUUUUAUGAAUUUAUUACUGGCGACACUGAAAAUCGUAGGAGAUUACUAUCCUUUCCGUCUUUACAAAGCAUUUGUCAUUGACGCACCUUCUCUCUUCUCUUAUCUCUGGAAGGGCGUCCGUCCGUUUGUUGAGCUAUCAACGGUCACGAUGGUGGUAUCGUCUCUAGACUUUGAAGAAUCACUUGAGUUCAAUGACUUCUCUUACUACCCACGAGCCGCAUCUCUCCGUUUUGACUCCUCGUCAACCAAAUCAACGGCCAAGAUUGGCUCUUGUUCCUCCUCCAGAUUCUCCUUCACAGUUUCCCACCACUUCGACUCACUCAAACCUUGGUACCUCACUUUGACCGACACGUCAGCUUCCAAGGUGGGACCUACAUCCCCGUCUCCUCUAGGCCCUGCUCUCAUCUCCCCUCUUAACGCCAGGUCGUUGUCCUUCGCAUCUCCGGCUGCCAGGACCCCUCGCGGCAGUAGCUAUACCAGGGCUGCAAGGAAGAGCUUGUUCCCGUCAACUCCUUUGCCGGAGAAGACGACGGUCAGGACCCCACGUCCCUCAUUCCUGCAAUCACCGGCGACGUUCUUCCGCAGGGAUUACCACUUCAGCACGAAGGCGGAUAAGUCACGAGAAUCGUUCUUGCCAUUCUUGAAAUUUUACAGGAGGCCGUACGAUGAGAUGAUAUACAGGUCAAAGAUGCGGCCCCCACUUGGUGGACUGAUUUCCAUCGUGUCUCCUCAGCUGAGACGCCGCCACAUGUCAGUAUCUCAACGGUUCUGAUUGCUUUAAAGGGAAAA
This is a messenger RNA of Carica papaya (papaya), 1434 nucleotides long. Its product is annotated as Sec14p-like phosphatidylinositol transfer family protein. Lineage: Eukaryota; Viridiplantae; Streptophyta; Magnoliopsida; Brassicales; Caricaceae. The record is from RefSeq and is a predicted model, not a curated record.